This is a messenger RNA of Tripterygium wilfordii, 1364 nucleotides long. Its product is annotated as nuclear transcription factor Y subunit A-4-like. Bases 108 to 986 code for a protein of 292 amino acids. The record is from RefSeq and is a predicted model, not a curated record. Gene Ontology annotation, molecular function: DNA-binding transcription factor activity, RNA polymerase II-specific; RNA polymerase II cis-regulatory region sequence-specific DNA binding. The transcript is spliced from 6 exons. Gene Ontology annotation, cellular component: CCAAT-binding factor complex. Gene Ontology annotation, biological process: regulation of transcription by RNA polymerase II. NCBI's taxonomy places the organism in Eukaryota, Viridiplantae, Streptophyta, Magnoliopsida, Celastrales, Celastraceae.
CUCCAACAAGAACACGCAAAGGCACCCAAGAAUUCUGGGUUUCUUCUCUUCACUCUCCCCAACCUUAUCAAAGCAAUAAGUAGGCCGAAGAUCCUGCUGGUAAAAUCAUGCACCAAAAAUCCCAUGGCACAAACCAUCUUGGAUUCAAUUCUAAUAUCAAUACUGCUUACACCAUUUGCCCUCAUCCUUGGUGGCGUGGUGUAGAGCAUGAUGCCAUCACCCUAGACUUCACUAGGGAAAGCAAAGAAAACCCCUCCUCACCAAAAUCCCCCUAUCGUGGCAUACGGAUCCACUCGAGCACAUUACAAUCUAAGGCAGGAUUGGAUAGUGAAACUGAUGCUAAAACAGAAAUCACUUUUGUGUCACAAUCAGAUGCGGACAGAAAAUAUGAAGAACCACAUGCACCUUGUGGCAUCCCUUUUCCUCAAAAGAUGGGUGAACACCAUGCAGCUCGAGCUGACUGGGAACUUGUUAGCCACUCAAUUGCAUAUCCUUAUUCUGAUCCAUACUAUGGGGGAGCUGUUCCUUCUUAUGGUCCUCAGGCUUUGGUUCAUUCUCCUUGUCUUGGAUUGCAUACCUCAAGAAUGGUACUGCCUCUUGAAAUGGCUGAGGAACCUGUUUAUGUAAAUGCAAAGCAAUACCAUGGCAUUUUGCGGCGAAGACAAUCUCGUGCCAAAGCUGAGCUUGAAAGGAAAGUAAUUAAAGCUAGAAAGCCAUAUCUCCACGAGUCUCGACAUUUACAUGCUAUGAGGAGGGCAAGAGGUUGUGGAGGACGAUUUAUAAACCAGAAGAAGCUUGAUCAAGAUGCUACUAAUGCCAUGAGUAGCAAGAGCACCAGCUCGGUUGCCAAUGUUUCAUCAACUCAUGCCAAAUCUUCAAUUUCCGGGCCUAUAGCAUCCUUCAAUGCCAAUCCAAGAUGGUUGCACACCAACCGCGAUGAAAGAAUUGCGGUGAAUGGUUCCAGCCAGAGAACUCUAAGGCAUUAACUGAACGUCUGAACCUUUUACUUGCUGAAAAGGGAUGGCCUGUAUUGUAUAUUUCAUGAGAUCUUUGAGCACAGGGAAAUGGUGGAAGAAAUAUAGACCUUAUCGACCAAUGGCAGGUGCUUGUUCAUAUUUUGUUGCUUUCGUGGGCAAAUCAUUCUUGGCUUUCUUUAUUUUCUUUUGGUUAGAGAGAGGAGAUAACGUGAAUGUAUAGAGACAUAGUUGAGAGUAGACCUUGUAUGGAGUUUGAAGAUAUUUGUAUAUUAUUUUCAUUUAGGAUUUGAGAUGCGUGAAUCUCUGUGUCUUGUUUUUUUUUUUUCUCUGAAACGGGAGGGAUGAUUCAAACCCUGAUCACUAGAAUGAUACACACUAUCUUUAUCA